CCUGCUGAGCUGCAGAAGGUGAGAGACAGGGAGAAGCAGCAGAGACACACACACAAAUAGACAAGCAGUUAGGAAGGGCUGAAACUUAACACACUCAUUCACUCUCACUAAUUCACUCUCACUCAUUCACACACCUUCACUCAGCAUGUUUCGGUGGAUGCUCCCCCAGGCAGUGUGUGUGCUGUCGGCGUGUGUGUGUCUGGUUUUCACGUACGAGGAUGAUUUUGAGGUCAACUACACUGACACCUUCUACAAUGAAAUCGGCGAUGGCGAAACACCAGAACCCACGCCCACUCCAGUCCCUUGCAGUUCUCGGGACCUGACCAAAUGGGACAAACUCUUCUCGAUGCUGGAGAACAGUCAGAUGAGGGAGAACAUGAUGCUGCAGUACGCAGACGACAUCAUCAAGGUGGAGAUGGGGUCGCUGCGCGGGGAAAUGCUCAGGUUUGUAGCCCAGUAUGGCGGUUCCUGUGGGGUUGCGGUGGAGACGGCAGGAAGAAGGAUGGCCCUGCAGCUGGAGGGCCGCCUCAAAGAAACAAUGGAGCGCAUCAAACCCAGAGAUCAGACUUCUGCCAGGAAUUCCGCCGGGACAUCCGACCACCUCGAUGAGAGGCUGCAGCAGCUCCUCUCCGCAACAAUACUACAAGCUACCCGACUCGCCAAGAUGGAGCACAGUUGCCUCAGGAACGGCCCACGAGCUGGGAUGGGGAUGGAUGUUAAGAUGGUAUCCAAGCUCCCAGAGGCAGCAGGGAACGAACACCAGGAGCAACAUGUCCCAUCCCGAGAGGGGGCUCUGGACGGCUUGCUGGCCGCGCUGCAGCAGACGAGGGAGGAACUGGGGGAGGUUCUGAGGUCAUCGAGGCAAAGACAACUACCCGCAGGUUGUGAGAUGGCCCUCCUCUUCCCCAUGCGUUCCCGUCGAAUCUACACCUCCGUGAUUCCUGAAGUCCCUCUGUCCAUCUCCUCCUUCACCGUCUGCAUGUGGGUGAAGCCGACCGCCGUCUCCAACAGAACCGUGCUCUUCUCCUACGGGAACCGCCGCAACCCUUAUGAGAUCCAGCUGCUGCUCGGCCAAUCCUCCGCUCUCUUCACCAUCGGAGGAGAGGCUCACCUGGUGGAGGCUCGGGGGGUGGUGAGUGGAUCAGAGUGGAUCCACCUGUGCGGGGCGUGGACCUCCCAGCAGGGCCUGGCGACGCUGUGGGCGGGCGGGAAAAAGGUGACCUCCACACCUGGGGUCGCCGAAGGACACGUUAUACCCGACGGAGGCUCACUGCAGCUGGGGCAGGAGAGGAACGGCUGCUGCCCUCUGACUCCCAGCGGCGGCAGCGGGGUGGCCGGGUUCGAAGAAGGGUUCGAUCCCAAGCUGGCGUUCGCGGGGAAGAUGACGGGAGUGAACAUGUGGGACAGGGUGCUUUCAGAGGGGGAGAUUACCCAGCUGGCUUUGCGUGAGGGCCAGGGCUGCGAGCAGAGGGGGAACGUGGUGGCGUGGGGGGCGACGGAGAUGGUGCCACACGGAGGCGCUCAGUUCGUCAACUAACAGAUUCACACUCCUCGUGAGGGAUGAAAGAUCACAAUUGUGAAUAUGAGCAACAUCGUAAUAAGCUUUAAUGCUAAAACUCAACAGAGCAUCUAACUGCUUCUAUCACCUCUGUCCCUAUAGUUACAAGUUUUGAUUAUGUUUUUGUUUUUUUCAUCUCAAUUAUCAUAAAUCUAAUGCUGCGAUGGACUUUACUGGACAUGUUCAGAUGAGAGAAAGCUAAUUUAAAGAGGCCCUAUUGUGUUUUAGGGGUUUUUCCCUUUCCUGUUGUGUGUUAUAUAAGUUUGUGUGCAUGUAAAUGGUCUGUAAAGGCUAAUUUCCUAAAAUUCCCUCCAGAGGGAGUUUCUCUCCCACACACUCCCCCACCCCUUCCUGGAGCUACUCCAUUGGACUUCUUUGUUUACUUCCAGAACAUAGUGACAUCACUAUGUAACACUCACGCUUCUAUUGGCUAGCGCUCCAACACAUAGUACGUGAUAGGCUAAGGGGCAGGACAUCUCUAAGCGGUUGACCAAUCACAACAGAGCCAGCCAGCUAACCAAUCAGAGCAGACUGGGCUCUGGU
Molecule: messenger RNA, 2101 nt
Organism: Trematomus bernacchii (emerald rockcod)
Lineage: Eukaryota; Metazoa; Chordata; Actinopteri; Perciformes; Nototheniidae
Gene: ptx3a
Product: pentraxin 3, long a
Exons: 4
Coding region: 146-1537 (463 amino acids)
Biological process (GO): innate immune response
Molecular function (GO): complement component C1q complex binding
Source: RefSeq, a predicted model, not a curated record